Molecule: messenger RNA, 3351 nt
Organism: Panicum virgatum (switchgrass)
Lineage: Eukaryota; Viridiplantae; Streptophyta; Magnoliopsida; Poales; Poaceae
Product: chaperone protein ClpD1, chloroplastic
Exons: 12
Coding region: 342-3134 (930 amino acids)
Biological process (GO): cellular response to heat
Cellular component (GO): cytoplasm
Molecular function (GO): ATP binding; ATP hydrolysis activity
Source: RefSeq, a predicted model, not a curated record
UGCCUGCCAUUCCCGACUCCCUCGCGCUCCUCCCUCCUUCCUUGCGUGCUUCCUUCCCCCUCCUCCUCCCGCCCCCGCCUGCGCCGCGCGGGUAUUUUUAUACCACCCCGCCUCCGCCUCCUCGCCUACUCAACACCAUUCGCUCGCCGGGCCACGCCUCCUCCGAGCGCGAGUAGAGAUACAGGGACCUCGCGGCGAGCCAAGUAGGAGGAGCGCGCGCCCGCGCGACACGUAGCGGAAGCAUUUCGUUCGUUGGCGGAGCGAGCAGGAGGAGGGUCAACGGCCGAGGUAUUAAGCGGCUAAACAUAGUUGCUCGGAUUCUUAUCCGCGGGUAGCCAGCGAUGGAGGUGUGCUGCUGCUCCACCUCGUCGUCGGUGCUCGCGGCGGGGGCGGCCCGCGGGGGCGCCCGGAGGCUCGCCGCCGCGCCGGCGCGGUGGGGCGCGGCGGGGUUCGGGACGAGGGCGGUGGUACUGGUGCACCCGCUCCCGCGCCCCGCGGCGGCGGCGGGGCCGGCGCCGCGGCGGGCGCGGAGGGGCGGCGUCGUCAGGGCGGUGUUCGAGCGGUUCACGGAGCGGGCCGUCAAGGCGGUCGUGCUGUCGCAGCGGGAGGCCCGGGGGCUCGGGGAGCCCGCGGUGGCGCCGCGCCACCUGUUCCUCGGCCUCGUCGCCGAGGACCGCUCCCCCGGCGGCUACCUUUCGUCGGGGAUCAACAUCGAGCGCGCCAGGGAGGAGUGCCGCGGCAUCGGGUCCAGGGACGCCGGCGCGCCGGCGGCGCCAAAGGCCGGAUCGGGGCUCGACACCGACGUGCCCUUCUCCGCGACCGCCAAGCAGGUCUUUGAGGUCGCCGUCGUGCUCUCCAAGAACAUGGGAUCCAGCUUCAUCUCGCCGGAGCACCUCGCCAUCGCGCUCUUCACCCUCGACGAUCCAACCACCAACAACCUCCUCAGGAGUUUGGGAGCUGAUCCAAGUCAGCUAGCAUCAGUUGCGGUUGACCGUCUUCAAGCAGAGCUUGCGAAAGAUGGAAGAGACCCUGCCGGAGCACCAUCUUUCAAAGUCCCAGAGAAGGCUCCUGCUGCAGCUGGAAGAUCUGCUUUCUCCCAAUCCUUGACUAAAAAGAAAGAGAAGGGUGCACUAGACCAGUUUUGUUUGGAUUUGACCACACAAGCUAGUGGAGGUUUCAUCGAUCCUAUUAUUGGUCGUGAAGAGGAGAUUGAGAGAGUGGUUCAGAUAAUAUGCCGACGGACGAAGAACAAUCCUAUUCUUUUGGGUGAGGCAGGAGUUGGGAAAACUGCAAUUGCUGAGGGACUUGCUCUUCGAAUUGCAAAUGGUGAUGUCCCCAUUUAUCUUGUGGCAAAACGUAUAUUGUCACUGGAUGUUGGUCUACUUAUUGCUGGCGCUAAAGAGAGAGGUGAAUUGGAGUCUAGGGUUACUAGUAUAAUUCGGGAAGUCCGGGAAGCAGGCGAUGUUAUUCUUUUUAUUGAUGAGGUUCACAAUCUUAUUGGAACUGGAACUGUUGGAAAGGGUAAGGGUUCUGGCCUUGACAUUGGCAACUUGCUGAAGCCCGCGCUUGCUAGAGGUGAACUGCAGUGCAUUGCAGCAACAACUCUAGAUGAACACCGGAUGCAUUUUGAGAAGGAUAAGGCUUUGGCCCGCCGCUUCCAGCCAGUAUUAGUAGCUGAGCCUAGUCAGGAAGUUGCUGUGAAGAUAUUGCUUGGUCUUCGUGAGAAAUACGAAACUUACCAUAAAUGCAAAUUCACAUUAGAAGCCAUCAAUGCAGCAGUUUAUCUGUCAGCAAGAUAUAUCCCUGACAGACAGCUUCCUGAUAAGGCUAUUGAUCUAAUUGAUGAGGCUGGAAGUAGAGCUCGGAUGGAGUCAUUUAACAGGAAGAAGGAAGGGCAGUCUUCAAUUCUCUUGAAGUCACCAGAUGAAUACUGGCAAGAGAUAAGAUCUGCACAGGCCAUGCAUGAAGUGGUGUUAUCUAACAAGGCAAAAUAUUCUCCAAAUGUGAAUAAGCAAGAGAGUGGAAGUUCUGACGUUGAAGUACCAUAUGAAGACAAUAGCAGACCAAUUGUAGUUGGGACAGAGGAAAUUGCAAGAGUUGCCUCAUUAUGGUCAGGGAUACCAGUGCAGCAGUUGACGGCCGAUGAUAAAAAGCUUCUAGUAGGACUAGACGAUGAGCUCAGGAAACGGGUCAUUGGCCAAGAUGAUGCAGUUGUGGCCAUAUCUCGUGCAGUGAAGAGAUCGCGUGUUGGCCUUAAUGACCCUGAUAGACCUAUCGCUACACUGCUUUUCUGUGGUCCAACAGGAGUCGGUAAAACAGAGCUUACCAAGGCUCUAGCAGCAAGUUAUUUUGGAUCGGAAUCUGCUAUGCUUAGAUUAGACAUGAGCGAGUAUAUGGAGAGGCACACUGUGAGCAAGCUCAUAGGCUCUCCUCCAGGGUACAUUGGCUAUGGUGAAACUGGUACUUUGACAGAAGCAGUCAGGAGGAAACCCUUUACUGUGGUAUUGCUGGAUGAGAUAGAGAAAGCUCACCCUGAUAUUUUCAACAUCCUUCUCCAAAUCUUUGAGGAUGGACAUUUGACAGACUCACAGGGCCGCAGGGUUUCCUUCAAGAAUACAUUGAUUGUGAUGACUUCAAAUGUUGGUUCUACAUCAAUUUCAAAGGGAAGGCGGAGCAUAGGUUUCUUGAAGGAAGAUACCGAGUCAAGCUCGUAUGUUGCAAUGAAAUCCCUAGUAAUGGAAGAGCUGAAGGCAUUUUUCCGACCAGAGUUGCUCAACAGAAUUGAUGAGAUGGUUGUGUUCCGUCCUCUGGAGAAGACUCAGAUGCUGGCCAUUCUUGAUAUCAUCCUGAAGGAAGUGAAGGGCAGGCUUUUGUCCCUUGGGAUAGGCUUGGAGGUGUCUGAUGCAAUGAAGGAUCUGAUUUGCCAAGAAGGGUACGACAAGAGCUACGGGGCACGGCCGCUGCGGAGGGCUGUCACUCACAUGAUUGAGGAUGUCAUCAGCGAAGCGAUUCUGUUCGGCGAGUUCAAGCCUGGCGACACGAUUCUGAUGGACAUCGAUGCCGAGGGGAAGCCAUGCAUGAGCCAUCUGGACCAACAGAUCGUCCAGGUCACUGACCCAACACGGGCACUGUGAAGCUCCGCGCCGGAGGUCCUGAAGUUAUGUCCCAGAUUUCCAGUAUAGUAGGGUAGAGGUCUAAUUUUUUAUUCUUUCAAGCGUCAAGAGAUUGAUAAUUCUUUGAUACGUAAAUAGAGUAUUCCAAGAUGUAUCAACAAGAUAGGGCAGCUAUUAAUGUUCCAAGAUUUUAUCCAACUGUAUAUUGCUGAAAGAGUCCCGUUCAAUUUAUCAAAUA